AUGUGGCGAAAAGCAGUGAUUGGCCUCACAGGCCUCGUCGUUUGUACAACUGCGUGGUCGAACACAUCCACGCAAUGUCGCUGGCAUAUCGCACCACCUCUGGCGCAACAGGAACGGACAGAAUGCCCACUGCCGCUUGGCGAUCCUCAGAGGGCCGGCGACAAUGUUGACCCAUGGACUCAUGAGCUCAGCUGCGUUUACGCACGAUCCGAGCAGGGCACACCGUCCGGACAAGCCAAGGCUGCCUACUGCCUUUUCGCUCACCACACGUUCCGUGGUAACCAUGGACUGAGUAUUACUACUUCGCCAGAGAUUGCAGCAGACAUUGUGGCCUCCGGCGCUCUAGAGGACAUGGAAGACUCAUGGGACUGGGAGCGGCGGAUCUUUACGCCUGGUCCAGUCGUCACAAACAAAGGCUCGUCGUACGCUGUGAAGGAUCUCCCUGGCAGAGGCAAGGGAGUCAUUGCGCAAAGGACAAUUCGUCAGGGCGAAAUACUCAUGCUCGAUUAUCCUGCCGUGCUGGUGGCGAGCGACUUCUCCUACCAGAUGCAACCAGAGAUGCGAGAAACGUUCUUCAGACGAGCGCUAUCACAGCUUCCAAAAGACACACAGAAACGUCUAGUGAAUCUGGCUCGCUCAGAUGGGGCAGACCCCCUCACGCCCAUGUACGAUAUUGUCACGACAAACACAUGUGGCGUUUUCCUUGGGGACAAUGAAGCUCACAUUGGUCUAUUCCCGGAAGUCUCACGCUUGAAUCAUGCGUGCAAGCCAAAUGCAUUUUUCCGUUUCUCUCAGCGAACUUUGACGAUGCAAGUGAUUGCCUACCGCGAUAUCCGUGCAGGCGAAGAAAUUACGAUAAACUAUGCUCCGCUCGGCAUGCCGCACAAAGUUCGGAAGAAAUACCUUUUUGAUAAUUACGGGUUUCACUGCCGUUGCUCCCUUUGUCAGUCAAGCCCGGAGGACAGGGCCAUUUCUGAUGCCAGGAGGAUGCGCAUCGUCGAGGUUCGCGGCAACAUGAGGAAGGCUCAUGAGAAAGGGAAGCUUACCGAUGCUAUCACGCACGCCGAAGAGCUUCUAAGCCUUUCUGAGGCUGAAGGGUUGACACCCCUCAUGCAUGAGUACCACGAAAUUUUAGCCAGUAUCUACCUUGAACGGCUCGAUAUUCCGAAUGCGCGGAAAUACGGGCAAAUAACUCUUGAUGGAUGGAUACGGUUCAAAAGCGUGGAUAGCUUCCACGUUGAGGCUAUGCGUGGCUUCAUGCGCCAGAUCGACCAUGUCGAAGAAACGAUUCGUGAAACGAAGGGGGUUCAUAGUUAG
Molecule: messenger RNA, 1317 nt
Organism: Verticillium nonalfalfae
Lineage: Eukaryota; Fungi; Ascomycota; Sordariomycetes; Glomerellales; Plectosphaerellaceae
Exons: 4
Coding region: 1-1317 (438 amino acids)
Molecular function (GO): protein binding
Source: RefSeq, a predicted model, not a curated record